This is a messenger RNA of Acipenser ruthenus (sterlet), 1214 nucleotides long. RefSeq lists its product as uncharacterized. NCBI's taxonomy places the organism in Eukaryota, Metazoa, Chordata, Actinopteri, Acipenseriformes, Acipenseridae. The transcript has 2 exons. The record is from RefSeq and is a predicted model, not a curated record. Bases 422 to 1075 code for a protein of 217 amino acids.
GCCUUCAAUGCUGGGAGCGCAUAAAACAUGGUUACAAAAUAUAUACCUGUAUGUUACAUAAAUAUACAACUGGUAUAGUAUAUAAAACGUGUCAGCAGUUCUGAAUAUACAGACUUCAAAUGACAAAACAAAUCAGAUACCCGUGCUAUGAAAAGUAGGCCACGCUGACAUCAUUGUUUAGUUGUGGUGUGACAUCAUAAUGAACGAUCGCUCAUUGGUUAAUCACAGAUUAAAAUGUACUGUAUGUUCAGUAUGUUCAUCUAGUAUGUUCAUAUGGGCGGUAUAAAACGUUAGGCAGUUUUUGACGUCAUAAACGUUACCGUGACACAAACGGUCACUGCACCCGGAGAUAAAAAACAAAAAACACAAGUUUACCAAAGUGAUUAGUUACAUGAAGGUGAUCGCAGUAUAGCCUACAUCAAUGGUUGCUUUAUUUUCAAUAUUCGCUUCGCUAGUUCCGCAACCGGUUUCGAAUUCCGAAUCAGAACCGAUGUCGGAUAAAAGCGGAGCAGUCUGGGCUAGGGUCCGCACUGUCAUGCUCAAAAACACGGGGUUUAGCCCCGCGGUGAGCAGUAAUUCAAACCCCCAAUUGGAAUUAUUAGACUUGUAUUGGCUUGGCGAGGAUGGCAUUCUGUAUGGUUUUAUCGCGGUUCUAGCAGUAGUAUUUUGCUUGAUUUUCAUAUACAGGGAUCGAGUGCAACGUCAACUACGCGAGCUGCGUGCGUCGCUGCUGGAAGGCUUCAACGUGUGUCGAUACCGUCUGAGUUCAGUUCGGCUUCCAGGCGCAGUGAAGCGGUUAACGGUGGUCGAGAGAAGGAGGUUACGACGGGAGCUCGCUCUCCAGAACAAGGUCCUGAGGAAGAUCCAGCACUUGGAGCAAAAGGUGCAGGCGAUGGAGGAAUUGGUUAUGAACUACACACAGAAGAAACGCCAGAAUCCCUAUUCCCGGCGCGCCGGCAGGCUGGCCUCGCUUGACCAAUGUUCCGAUAGUAUGGCUGAAGCAGACUGCUCCAGCCCGGGCUGCAGCUCCGGAGAGGAGGGCGGGAUAGAAAGCAAACAGAGUUUCUCAGCGUGAUGAUAAUGACAUUAAACAUGAAGCAAGCAGGAACUAGGAUCGCCAAAACUGCAAUAAAGGAUCGCCGCUGUAAACUAAUUGUAUUUGAUAUUGAUGUGUAGUGCUAGGAUUAUGAAGUAUAAAAGUGAUUUAUUUUUUG